Mirounga angustirostris (Northern elephant seal) is the source of this 8701-nucleotide messenger RNA. It is a transcript of the gene NSUN4, whose product is annotated as NOP2/Sun RNA methyltransferase 4. Gene Ontology annotation, biological process: RNA methylation. The record is from RefSeq and is a predicted model, not a curated record. Gene Ontology annotation, molecular function: RNA methyltransferase activity. The transcript is spliced from 6 exons. The coding region runs from base 39 to 1193 and encodes 384 amino acids. Lineage: Eukaryota; Metazoa; Chordata; Mammalia; Carnivora; Phocidae.
GCGGUUCAGGUCGGAAUUAUUCGGCGGUGCACGCUGAUAUGGCUGCGCUGGUAGUGAGACGAGUUCGGGACGUGCUGAAGCGUGCACACUUCGCGACCAUCCCGCGGAGACAUCGACAUAAGAAGAAAUGGGCUGCCACGGAGCCCAAAUUUCCUGCCACUCAACUGGCUCUGCAGAAUUUUGACAUGACUUACAGUGUGCAAUUUGGUGAUCUCUGGCCAUCCAUCCGGGUCAGUCUCCUUUCAGAGCAGAAGUAUGGUGCACUGGUCAAUAACUUUGCUGCCUGGGAUCAUGUGAGUGGUGAGCUGGAGCAACUGAGGGCCAGGGACUUUGUGAAGGAAGCCAUUUCCCACGGGGAACUGGAGCCCGAGGGUGGCCAGACUCCAACUCCAACUCCAGCCUCCGGGGCCUACAGCCCGAACCUUCGAUGCUUCACUUUUGCCAGAGGGGAUGUCAGUCGGUUCCCUCCUGCCAGGCUUGGCAGCCUGGGUGUCAUGGACUACUACCUGAUGGAUGCUGCUUCCUUGCUGCCUGUCCUGGCCCUUGGCCUGCAGCCUGGCGACACUGUGCUUGACUUAUGUGCAGCGCCCGGGGGAAAGACACUAGCACUGCUUCAGACUGGCUGCUGCCGCAAUCUCGCUGCCAAUGAUGUGUCCACUUCUCGAACAGGCAGACUACAGAGGGUCCUUCACAGCUAUGUGCCUCAAGAUAUCAGGGAUAGAAAUCGAGUUCGAGUCACCUCAUGGGAUGGCAGGAAGUGGGGAGAACUGGAGGGGGACACCUAUGACCGGGUGCUGGUGGAUGUGCCCUGUACCACAGACCGCCACUCCCUUCACGCGGAGGAGAACAACAUCUUUCAGCGGUCGAGGAAGAAGGAGCGGCAGAUGUUGCCUAUGCUUCAGGUGCAGCUGCUCGCGGCUGGACUCCUUGCCACCAAACCAGGAGGCCAUGUUGUCUAUUCCACCUGCUCACUCUCACACUUACAGAACGAGUAUGUGGUGCAAGGCACCAUCGAGUUCCUGGCCAAUCAAUACAGCAUCAAGGUUCAGGUGGAAGACCUGACUCACUUCCGAAAGCUUUUCAUGGACACAUUUUCUUUCUUCCCAUCCUGCCAGGUUGGGGAGCUGGUAAUCCCAAACCUCUUGGCCAAUUUUGGGCCUAUGUACUUUUGCAAAAUGUGUAGGCUGACAUAGCAUCACCCUGUUCCCGAAGUCCUGGUGUAGGAGGGUGAAGGGUAUACUCCCGUGGAGGCACCAGAAACUGAGACCCGUGGCAAAGAUGCACUCUGGGUCCUAUCUCCAUCCUGUUCAAGUCUUUCUAUAGACAGUUUUCAGCGUUAGAAAGUAGGAGUUUUUCUGUCCUGCUGUCCAGUUGUGAGAGCAUCAGCAGGUUUCUAACUCACUUAUUAUACCCUCUCCCCCCAUUUCUAAGCCUGUGCUAAAGGUUCCUGCCCCAUUAAGAGCUGAGAAGGAGGAGCCAGUGAGCAGGCCCACACUUUAAGCUGUAAACUUGGGAAGAAGCAUUUAGCCAAUAAAACUGUUGAAGCUCCAUAGAGCUGGGGCUGUAGUUGGGGCCUCCUGUCAGUCCAAGUACUGUUAGUGCCGUUUGUACCAGCUGCCAUUACUGAGCACCAGCUCCUAGGGCCCCAGUGCCCAGGAGACCUCUUGGUGGCAGCCUGGUGGCAGACCUCUGGUGACAGAGCACCUCUCACACUUGAAGUGAGUUCUGCGUGUGAUCAGUCCUCAGCAACCGAUGGGCCCAAACACGCCUCCGUAGUUCCUUCAGACAGCCCCCGAUCAAAUUUAAGGAACAAGCAACUAAAAAUGUUAAGCCAAUCAUGAUAAUCCGCUUCCUAGCGCUGAGAAAGCUCUCCCGAGCUGCGUCCUUGCAGCCGCUCCUGCCGCCCACAUCACUGCUGCCCCGGGUGGCAGGGGAAGCUGCCCAAACCACAGGGCUGUGAUCCUCUCCUGGGCGCUUCUGCCGUCGUUCAUCCCUGUAGCAGGUGUUCCUGGAGCUCCUGUAGGACAGGUAGCCGGGGAGCUGUUGGAGGUGUAGCGGCAGUUGGGACCGUGGGAGAUGAGACUCCUCGUCCUCCUUCAUGGCAGCUCUCCUCCUUUUGCUUUCCGAGCACCUAGGCAUCUGAUAUCUUUUUCUGUUAUAUUAUGCUUUUUGUUUUGUUUUUCUUGUUCCUGGUCUGUGGCUGAGCCCUGGUUCUAGUUGUUUGGCCUAGCCCUCGGUCCCUCGGAGCUCUUCCCCAGCAGCACAGGGCCUCCCCUCCCUGAGGGUAUGAGGUUUGGGGCAAUAUUACAUCAUUCUGACUGCAUGCUAAUUAUGUUGUCUUUGUCACUCUAACAUAAAGAAGGUAAUCCCUUAAUGGCAGGGAUAUUAAAAAUUGCUUAUGGUCACUUGUAAAUUAUUGCUUUUUUUAAUGAAAAAAAUAAUUUUUCUUCCUGAGAAACUGGCCUUUGUGCAGAAAAGGGAGCAUAAUUUUAGAAUACUUAUGUUCUUCGUUUUCUUUCUUUUUCCCUCCUCUUUCUUUUUCCCUCCUCUUCUUUCUCUCACUCAUUUUGUUCUUUAUGCCUUUCCUGCUAAUGGUAUUAGAGGUGUCAGCUGAGAAGGAUUUUGGAUAAGGUUAAGCCUUCUCUUUUCUUGGGAUUUGCGUUGUAACUGAGUGCCCUGAAACAUCUUUCAGACUCCAAGUCCAGUGAAGCUAGGAAGAUGGAGCUCCAGGGAGUAGGACUUCAAUUAGCCUCCAUGUGUGGUAUGUGGCCCCGGCCUGCUGUUUACUCUCAGUAUUGGCUGAGGCUGGGAGGCCUCAGGCGCCUGGGUUUCUGCCCUUGGCCUCCUGGGUAUCCAGCCUGGUGCUAACAAUGCUAAAAGCAGUGCUAAUUCAAGAUUGGGUCUCCUGCCCCUGGGGUCCCAGUCUAACUGGGGACAGACUGACUCAGGUUGGAAAGGCAAAGAACUACUUUGGAAAAAAGUUUGAUUAUCUCCUGUAAUUGAACAUCUACUUACUCUACAGCGCAGUUAUUCCAAUACUAGGGAUAAAUCCAAGAGAAACUCAUACAUGUACACCAGAAGAUUUGUACAAGAUUGGUUCAUAGCAAUCCCCAAAGGAAACGCAAAUGCCCAUGAGCAGCUGAGUGGACAAAUAAACUGGAAUAUUCACACAAUGGCAUAUUAUAUGGCUGUCAAAUGAAGCACAGUGAUACAAAACAGUAUGGAUGAACCUUUAAAAUAAAAUAUUAAAUGAAAAAAGUUCAGUCCCAAAAGAUUAAAUGUAGCAUGAUGCCAUUUAAAAAAAAAAAAGGAAAACAUGAAAAUUUGUUACUAUUUGCAGACAAUAUAAUUGAUAAUUUUAAAUGUACUGUUUAAUGAAUUUUGAUAAUUAUAUAUAAUAAUAUAAUCACCAUCACCAUCAAAAUAUAGAAAGUAAUUCUAUCUUCUAAAAAGCUUCCUUGGGGCACCUGGGUGGCUCAGUUGGUUAAGCAUCUGCCUUCGACUCAGGUCAUGAUCCCGGGGUCCUGGGAUCGAGCCCCGCAUUGGAACUUGCUCAUAGGGGAGCCUACUUCUCCCUCUGCCUGCUGCCCCCCUACUUGUGCUCUCUCUUGUCAAAUAAAUAAAUAAAAUCUUUACAAAAUAAAAAAGAUAAAAAGCUUCCCAGUGCUCCUUUGCACUCAAUCCCCUUCCCCCAUCCUUGGCCCCAGGAAAUCACUGCUUUCUGUCACUAGAAUUUAGCCUAGUCUAGAAUUCCUAAUGUGCCAUUUAAAGUCUGAAGCUCCCCUGAUGACUCCCAGGGUCACUUCCUUUACUGGUUUACUUAUGGUGAAUAAGUUAACAUUACUAAUGGUUUAUAACUGGCCUAACGGGUUACGUGUUUCUGGCUUGAUUACAUGGCCAGAGUAGCAUAAAAACCCUUCCGUGAACUUCUAAUUUGAGCUCUCCCAAAGCCAAGAUUCCUUACGCAGAUCAUAGUGAUUCAAACAAAAGAUAGAAUGCUCUGUUGCACAUCCUUGCUAAUACUUGGUAUUGUAAGUUUUAAACUAUAUUCCAGUGGGUGUCUCUGAGUAUCUCAUUGUGGUUUUAAUUUGUAUCUCUGUCAUGUUUUAGAGUUAAAUACAACUAAGAAUUCAAAAACUUUUUUUUUUUAAAGAUUUUAUUUAUUUAUUUGACAGAGAGAGAGAUAGCGAGAGCAGGAACACAAGCAGUGGGAGUGGGAGAGCGAGAAGCAGGCUUCCUGCCGAGCAGGGAGCCCGAUGUGGGACUCGAUCCCAGGACCCUGGGAUCAUGACCUGAGCCGAAGGCAGACGCUUAACGACUGAGCCACCCAGGCGCCCUCAAAAACAUUUUUAACAAACACAUAUGCCAUAAAACUAUGUAAAAAGGACGGAAGGGUUCUCACUGUGGGAUUCAGGAUAAUGGUUCCCACAGGUAAGGGGGACAGGAUGGAGCCGGAGGGAACAUAUAGUUAGAUUAGGUUAUUGUCAACUGAAUGAGUGAAAAGCUAUGCAUAAAAGUAUGUUGUACAUGAUAAAAAUGUGUCAUGAAAAAGGAUUUUGAUUAAUCCAAUUUUGUGCACAUGAUGACCAAAAAAAUAGAGGGGUAGAGAACCAGCUCACAAAGUAUAAUAGUGCUGAAUGUGGCUUGAUAGGGGCUGUGGGAGGGGCUAUAUCUGGAGACCUGGAAGCUUAGCUAUGUUGCCUCAGUCUUCCUCGUGGGUUCCCCUUUCUGUGUGACAUACAAUAGCCCAUCCUUGGCAGAGGACCAAGUGUUGGGACAGUCAUGGGUCACAUUAGAGAGAUGGUUUGGGUCUGUGGUUUUCACCUUGUUGGGGGGUAGGGGUCAUAAAUCUGUCUGAGAGACUGGUAAAAGCUUUGGCAGUCUCAGGGGAAGAAUGCAUUUUACACACAAUCCCGGGGUUUGGGCGCUUCCUACAGACCAUCUGCAAACCCCAAGUUAAAAACCUUUAGGGAAAAAAACACCAAAAACUUUGGAUUAGAAGGUCUCAGGAUUUGAGGGUCUUUAGAGGAGGGCAAGGGGGGGCAGGCAGAGCCCCAGUGGCUAACUCCAAUCACCACUUUCUCUUCUGCCAACUUGCUCUUCCUCACUGUGUGCGUUCCUCACCUCCCAACACAGCGCCACCAUGGGCCCUGCUGCCCAAGCCAGAACCGUGGCUGCCCUUGACGCCUCAUUCCUAACAGCAGUGGUGGUGAUGGCUACUGCGUGUUGAGCAGUUGUCUAUCCCAGACUGAUGCUAAGCAUUGUUUUAUAGGCAUCCUUGUUUCUUACCCUCACAAAAACCCUGAGAGAUAGGUACUCUUUUUAGUUCCAUUUCAUAGAUAAGGAAACAAGCUUGGACCUCUUAAGUAACUUUUUUUUUGGUCUUUUAUCCUUUUAAUCAAAAAACUUUUACAACACAUAUUUUGAUACAUAAUUUGUUAGGGAAGCAACAAUUGUCUAAUUGUGGAUAUGACUUUAUGUACAUUUCAGUUUUUAGGUAAAAUAUGGGGAUGUCCUUAUCUCACCAGUGACUUUCCUUAAGUAACUUUCUUCCAUAGAUAAUUUACUCAUUUUUUAAAAAAGAUUUUAUUUAUUUAUUUGAGAGAGAUAAUCUUCAGUAAUCCCCCUAACAAAAUGUUUGCCAUAUUCUCUAACCCAUUGUAUGCUUGACUCUAUGUGCUGAUAUAAAAUGGUAUUAUGUCUGAUUGCUAAUGAGUCUGGGUUUAUUUUUAAGUUUUUUUUUCCUUCAAAAAGCCAAAUUGUAUGUAUGUAUGUAUGUAUUAUUUUUUUUUAUUUUUCACCCAGUUACCCCACCCCCCACCCAGACCACUCAAGUAACUUUCAAAAAAUUACACACAAUCAGAAAUUUCUUUCUUGAUCCCUCUAAAGCAGUCUGAAAGAGGUCUAGUAUGCUGAAGCGUAGAAGGGGAUGGUUGUGGAAUCCGAGGUUAGAGAAGCAGGCAGAAGCCAACUGCUCCAGGAGUAGGUGUUUUGUCCUGAGUAACUGGAAACCAUCAUAGGAUUUUUAAGCCAGAAAAUGAUCUGAUCAGAUUUCCGUGGGCCUCCUACUGGGAAUAUGAUUAUCAAUAGUAUUUGCUGAAUGAGGAAAUUAGAUAGCUGGCUGAACAAAGCAUGCUUCUGAAGGUCAGUCCCCUCCUUCAGCUUACUCAGCCUUCAUUUCUUUGAGUAAAUGGGAAUUGCUGAAUGCCAAGCAGCUCAGACUGCAUUUUGAGGUGACACAUUAGGAGGCACGUUGGCAAAUGGGUAGAGCCUGAGGAGGGUGACCAGGACAGAGAGGAAACUGAAAGUCUCAGCCUGGGAAGAGGAGUUGAGGGAAUUGAGAGUAUUACACCAGGAGAGGGGAACACCUGGGCGAGAGAGAUGGCCUCUCUCAAUAGGACUGUUCUGAGGCAGGGUGGGCAGAGGUAUUUUGAGUGUCCCCAGGGGCAGAGCUGGGGCCAGUGGAAAGAAGGUGUAGUGGGCCAGAUUGCAGGUCACCAUAAGAAAUCUUUAGUGUUUUUUUUUUUUUUCCCUAGAUUUUAUUUUUAAGUAAUCUCUACACCCAACAUGGGGCUCGAACUCACAACCCCAAAAUCAAGACUGGUCUCCACAGACUGAGCCAGCUAGUCACCCCUAAGUUAGUGUUUUCUGAAUUAUGCUUCACAACCAUGAUACAUCAAUGGCCAUGAAAUCAGUUUUAUGGGUAUGGAGAGCAGUAGGACUUUUCACAGAUACCUAGUUACUCAUCCUCCUGGGCCCUUGGCAGAGUUGCCUUCCCCACACUCUCUGCAGUUAGGCAUGGCCAUGUGACUUGCUUUAUGAAAUAUUAGCAGAAAUUUUUUUUUGGUAAGAUUUUAUUUAUUUGACAGAGACACAAUGAGAGAGGGAACACAAGCAGGGGGAGAGGGAGAAGCAGGCUUCCCGCUGAGCAGGGAGCCCGACGAGGGUCUCGAUCCCAGGACCCUGGUAUCACGACCUCAGCUGAAGGCAGAUGCUUAACGACUGAGCCACCCAGGCGCCCCAGAAAUAUUGUUUUUCUUCCACAUUUCUGGAUGAAAGCUUUGAACGUGAGCAUCAGAUUUGCUGUGUCAUUCCCACCAUGGGAACGUUGGUUGAGAUGGAAGCUGCAUUGGCUUGAGUACCCUGGUGACUGUGUUGAGCAGAGCCCCCAUGGACCUGCAUGACACAUGUGGUGAGAGUGAAAAAUAGCUGUGGUUGUGUGAAGCCACUGAGAAUUUGUGUUGUGACUGAAGUAGAACUUAGUCUAUCCCGACUGAUGCAGUGGGCAUAGACCAGCUCUGCAUUUUUAAUGAAAAAGAAUAGAAAAAAUACCAGAUGCACCCCAAUGUGUAGUGACAGCAGAUCAGUGGUUGCCUGGGUGGGCUAGGGGGAGGAUAAGAUUGGGGAGUGAAGACAAAAAGAAUAAAUAGAUAAAAUAUGAGAGGGGCUUGGAUGGAUCCAUGAUGAUAAUGUGCUGUACACUGAGGAGUGUGAUGAACUCAAUCAUCUGUACCUGAGGGAAUGAAUGAAAGACUGAACAGACCAUUGGUCAGUAAAGGUGCUAGUAGUGUAAGUUACCUAGGGAGUUGAGUGGGAUGGCCUCCCGGGACGACUUUCCCCUGAUCCAGAGAGCUGAAUGGUCAGGAGGGGGAGUGUGACCAAGAAGUGGGCAGGUAAUUUGGGACUCCUACAAUAUCAAUGUCCUUUUCUCUCCCCGCCUCCCCUUUUUGUUUGUCCCAACAGACCAGAGUCACUCAGCUCCUUUCUGUUCUGUUCCUUUCAAGCCCUGAUGCCUUUAGUGGUUGCCCUUCCCAGAUUGGGGCACUUUAUUUCCAGAGUAGUUCUUCAGACUUGAACCUGGACUGUUACUUUAUUUAUUGAAGAGGGUAAGGAGAGGCCCCAAAGUCGAAGCAGUUCCAAGCAGUACUCUCUGUAUUCCCAUGAUGGUCCUCAUGGCCCAGUCCUACUUGGAUCUUCCCCAGAGCUCCCCUAGGGAAGACCUUGGCUCCCUCUGGUGUCUUGAACUGCUUCUCCUUUUCCUUCAGUUUGAUAUCACCUGCUUUCGAUCUUCUAAGAAUUUUACUUUUUUUUUUUCUGGUUUGCCAAUAAAUAGCUCGUUUUUCUUCUAAAAAUACUUUUUUCUGUUAUUUUAAUGGAGAAGGUAAUUGUGUGCUUUACCUGCCAUCUGGAACCUGAGGCUUCUGAAUUGGGUCUUAAAGAAUGAAUAGAAGUUUGCCAGGCAUUGUGUGUUGUAGGGUUGGGGUGGUUGGAAGAAGAGUAUGGAGGAACCCUGGACAUGAGAUGUCAAGGAAAAUAGUGUGUCCAAAGGCACAGGACAACACUGGGGCCUAAAUUGUUUGAGGAAGGCUGGGAAGUUAGCUAGGACCUUUCUUCAUACUCGUGCUCAUUCCAACAGCCUGCCAGGACCAUUAGAUCACUGAGCUUUAACCCUAUCUGUAUGUUCACCCAACCCACAGAACCAAAUGUGGGCAUCUGCCAGAACCGUGGGCUUAGAUGCCGCUGUUUGUGAAGGAAGUUCUAAGCAGGCUGUUGCCCGCUAGAGAAGCCAGAGGGCUUGACAGUUGCAUGCCCAGACUGCCCGCACGGUAACAUCAGUCACUGCAGACAGCAGCUCUGCCCCUGCCGGUUUCAAGGGAACUCACGUUGGUGGAGCCAGGAAUCACACAGGUUCUAGCCCUGG